CUGUAUGGAGACCAAUUGGGGUCAAAAAGGACUGCAAACACAAAAGACAUACCAUUAUCUUCAACUCAAAAAGAGUUCGUAAUUCCUCAUGUUUUAUGUUUUUCGAUCUCUGACAAGCUACAAUUGAGGUUUUAUAUAAAAAUGUGACCUUACAGUGUUCAUUUUGGCAAAUUUCACGGAAACCAAUGCGGGUCACGCCCCACACGAAUGGAUGAACAUAUCCAUAUUUUAGGCUUAUGAGCUCAUCGGAUUCAGGGGUCAGACAGUAUCCCAAAAUGCUCUCUGCCAUCUCGUUUCCUCUCACAGGCUUCGGUCUGGCCUUCAACCUCCAGCCGGCGCUAACGAUGAUCGGGAAGUACUUCUACAAGAAGCGUCCAAUCGCUAACGGCUUCGCCAUGGCUGGCAGUCCCGUGUUCCUCAGCACGCUAGCGCCGCUCAACCAGUAUCUGAUCAAUGAGUACGGAUGGAGGGGAAGCUUCCUGAUCCUCGGCGGGCUCCUGCUGAACUGCUGUGUGGCCGGAUUGCUCAUGAGGCCCCUGAUGGCCCCGGCAAACCCAGCCAGAGCGCUGGAGGGGAAACCGCCGGUGGUCAAGACAGAGAAGGCCACUGCCUGGCAGACGGUCAAUAAGUACCUGGAUCUGUCGCUCUUCAAGCACCGCGGCUUCCUCAUCUACCUGUCAGGAAACGUCAUCAUGUUUCUGGGCUUCUUCGCUCCCAUCGUCUUCCUGUCGCCGUAUGCCAAAGACAACGGAGUGGACGAGUAUCGAGCGGCCUUCCUGCUGUCCAUCCUGGCUUUUGUGGACAUGUUCGCUCGGCCGACAAUGGGCCUGCUGGCGAACUCACGCUGGGUCCGUCCGCGGAUCCAGUACUUCUUUAGCUUGGCCGUGCUGUAUAAUGGCGUGUGUCACCUGCUGUGUCCGCUGGUGGAGAGCUACACCGGGAUGGUGGUGUACUCCGUCUUCUUUGGCUUCGCCUUCGGGAUGGUGAGCGCCGUCCUGUUCGAGACGCUGAUGGACCUGGUGGGAGCGCAGCGGUUCUCCAGCGCCGUGGGGCUCACCACCAUCGUGGAGUGCUGUCCGGUGCUCAUCGGCCCGCCGCUGGCAGGGAAGCUAGUGGACAUCACAAAGAACUAUAAGUACAUGUACCUGUGCUGCGGGUCAGUGGUUGUCCUGUCCAGCAUCUGGCUCUUCAUCGGCAACUUCAUCAACUAUCGGCUGCUGGAGCGCGAGCGCAAACACAUGCAAGAUGAGAUGUACAAACGCGCCGACCGCGAGGAGCAGGAGCGGGAACAGACGGAGACUGACACAGACGUGACACAGGAGCUCUGCGAGAACAAAGACGGCAUCAUGCAACACGAAACCAACAUCUGAACACCUAUGCAAACAGUGCACUCUGAAGAAACUGCCAAAGAGAUCCAGUCAAGUCGACGAGCUUCAUUAGGCUAAGUUCACAUGCGAGCCUUAGAGCUUUUUCUCAGACCUCAAUUUUUGUUGUGUAGCUAUACACAUUGUUGUUUUAAAUGCGGCCAAUAUCAGAUUUUCAGUGUGAACACAUUAUGGUUCUGAACUGACCUGUUCUGCAUGUGCAAAAGAACGAUACGAACAGGGUUGCCAGGUUUACACAACAAAUUGCUUCUCAAAACUAUUCCAAAACUAGCCCAACCAUGUUCAGGUGAUAAAUAAUGCGGAAGUGGCAUCCCGUCGAUCCACAAAGUUGAAAAACAUCCAGCGGAAACUGUGGAUUUGGCAACAUUUGCGCAGCAUGCCGUAAUAUGAAAGUAAACACGAAGGAUAUAAAGUAACCGAUUAUGCAUUUAUUUAUAGUGUGAUCUCCUACUGAAUCUGGUGAAAUUAUGUGCAGGCAAUAUGAAAACAAAAGACAAGGAUGUGACAAAAAACAGCAGAGUUUUGAAGCUGUUAUGAUUAGUGGUCGACUGAUAUAUCGGCCGAUAUUUGGUGUUUUUCAAAUAUCGGCAUCGGACGAUAAGUUUUUCUGCUUGGCUGGUGUGUUCGAGGAGGGACUUUUAUUUUGACAGCGUGUUCUCUGCAUGCCGGUCGGUCCGUGUGAAUUAAAUGCUUUAAAC
Molecule: messenger RNA, 2083 nt
Organism: Carassius carassius (crucian carp)
Lineage: Eukaryota; Metazoa; Chordata; Actinopteri; Cypriniformes; Cyprinidae
Product: monocarboxylate transporter 2-like
Exons: 2
Coding region: 237-1370 (377 amino acids)
Biological process (GO): transmembrane transport; monocarboxylic acid transport
Molecular function (GO): monocarboxylic acid transmembrane transporter activity
Source: RefSeq, a predicted model, not a curated record